UAAAAUAAAAUGUCGCUUACGCAUUCUCAUAGAUCUCGGCGGCGGCGGAAUCCAAAUCGAACUUGAAGUCGGCGGUUUCGAAAUUCUUAGUCGGAGUCUGACAUUUCUCCGAUUUUGAGGUCGGGGAAGAACUUUGAUUGUCGCCUUUCGUUGAAUUUCGGGCGAAUCGGUACUGUUUUUUGCUUGUUGAUCUCUGAAUUGUUGUUUGGUAUUCUGGAUGUUCAAUUUGGUAAUGUGAGGUGUGAAUCGAUCGAGUUGAAUGGCUUCGAUCCGGCGAACUCUCUCGCCGGCGUAUCACGACCGUCCGUACCAGAAUGGUGCGGCUCCGUUCUCGCCUCUCUCUGUCUCAUCGCCGUCUCACAAGAGCUUUACCAAUGGCGGCGGUAACAGUAGCAGUAACAGUAGUAAUAGCAAACACAGCUCUUCUCAUUUGCUCUCGUUUCUCACCAGAUUGACCGGAGCGGUUUUCGUCCCCAAGAGUUCGCGCAGAAGCGCAUGGCGGCGUCCGUUUUAUCGUUGUAUUGUGUUCUUCCUUCUAGGGUUUCUGUUGGGUAUGACGCCGUUCGGCGAAGUGAACGACGUUCGCGUCACCGAUCGGCUCUCGUUCGAGAUCAAACCGCCGUACGAUGACGCCCGUUCGGGUGGUGCGAACGGGAGACGUGAAGAUUUGGCCAUAGAUGCUGUGAGUUUUGCCGUGGAGAUGAACAUGAGGGAGAAGGUCUCGGGGAAGUUCGAUUUUGUGCCGAGAAAGCAAAUAAUUGUGGUGACUCCGACGUACAACCGGGCCAUUCAGGCAUAUUACUUGAACAGAAUGGCUCAGACGCUGAGACUGGUGCCGCCUCCAUUGCUAUGGAUAGUUGUGGAGGCCAAUGCUGCGUCCUUCGAAACUGCAGAGAUACUGAGGAAGACGGGUGUUUUGCAUAGACACUUGGUUUGCAAGAAGAACAUGACCAAUAUUAAGGACAGAGGGGUUCAUCAGAGAAAUACUGCCUUGGAGCACAUCGAAUUGCACAGACUGGAUGGAAUUGUCUACUUUGCUGAUGAUGAUAACAUAUACUCACUUGAGUUGUUUGAAAGCUUGAGACAAAUCAGCCGAUUUGGUACUUGGCCCGUUGCUAUGCUUGCGCCAAGCAAAAAUAAGGCCAUCCUCGAGGGUCCAGUAUGCAAUGGAAGUCAAGUAAUUGGAUGGCACACAAAUGAGAAGAGUAAAAGACUACGGAGAUUCCAUGUAGAUAUGUCCGGGUUUGCUUUCAACAGCACAAUACUCUGGGACCCAAAAAGAUGGCGACGGCCCUUUUCGAACCCUAUCCGUCAGUUAGACAGUGUUAAGGAGGGCUUUCAAGAAACAACGUUUAUAGAGCAAGUGGUGGAAGACGAAAGUCAGAUGGAAGGAGUUCCGUCCGAUUGCUCGAAGAUACUAAACUGGCAUCUCCACUUGGAUGCUCGGAAUGUUCCUUAUCCACAAGGUUGGGUAAUCCCGAAAAACCUUGAAGCUGUCUUCUCUGUGAAGUAACGUUUUGAAAAACGCCUUUUGACGGGUGCGUACCCAGCCAUAUAUAUCUUCAUGGUGUGACAAAAAAAAAGCAUCAAUCAACUGCAUAUAACAACAAACAAACUCUUUGCUUGCUGAUGAACUUAUCAAGGGAUCAUAUAUGAGAGGUGUGAUUACCCCUUCGAAAAUCUCUCUCGUUGAAGUACAACUGUUCAUCUUUGAUCUCUCUUUGCCUUUCGUUUUGGGUUCACGGGUGUGGAGGGAGGCCUAAAGAUAGAGGGUGAAGAGAGGAAACAGAACACAAGUUUUGGUUUUGGUUGGAUCCAUUGAUUUUGUUCCAAAGAAAAUGUCAGUUGGAUUUGAUUUAAGUCCCAAUAGUAACAGUGUUGCUUGCUUUCAUCAUCUGGAGGUGUGUUUUAGUUUCAGAUUUAGUUUUUGUCGGUUCAAAGAAAAAAACUAUAAUCAUUUGUCCUUAUAUUGGACCGAUUCGUUCGGUCUUUGUUC
Molecule: messenger RNA, 1996 nt
Organism: Tarenaya hassleriana
Lineage: Eukaryota; Viridiplantae; Streptophyta; Magnoliopsida; Brassicales; Cleomaceae
Product: probable beta-1,4-xylosyltransferase IRX9H
Exons: 4
Coding region: 260-1513 (417 amino acids)
Biological process (GO): plant-type secondary cell wall biogenesis; glucuronoxylan biosynthetic process
Cellular component (GO): Golgi membrane
Molecular function (GO): xylosyltransferase activity; galactosylgalactosylxylosylprotein 3-beta-glucuronosyltransferase activity
Source: RefSeq, a predicted model, not a curated record